Tripterygium wilfordii is the source of this 1197-nucleotide messenger RNA. Its product is annotated as probable aspartic protease At2g35615. Bases 1 to 1197 code for a protein of 398 amino acids. The transcript is spliced from 3 exons. The record is from RefSeq and is a predicted model, not a curated record. NCBI's taxonomy places the organism in Eukaryota, Viridiplantae, Streptophyta, Magnoliopsida, Celastrales, Celastraceae. Gene Ontology annotation, cellular component: extracellular region.
AUGCAUCGAUUCAUCUUUAUUCUUAUUCUUUCUUUGUUCAAAGGUCCUAGUCAAUCCCUAACUGAUCGAAAAGGAACUUAUUUUAACAUCGAUCUUAUUCAUCGUGAUUCACCACUAUCCCCAUUUUACGAUCCGUCUAUCACUCAGUCUGAACGUAUGAAAAAGGCCACACUACAUUCCCUUAAUAGAGCCAACUUCUUUCACUCAUCUAUGCAUAUCAAUGGUAAAAGAGUUAUGUCACCACUCAUUGAAAUUGAAGGUGAAUAUAUCAUGAAGAUUUAUAUUGGUUACCCACCAAUUGAAUUUCUUGCUAUUGCAGACACAAGAAAUAACCUUAUAUGGACACAAUGUGCUUCUUCUCAUAUAAAUCACCACAGAAAUGGAAAGUUCUUUAAUCCGCUACAAUCCACCACCUAUGAUGUCGUUCCUUAUGGAUCAGAAUUUUGUGAGGCACUGCAAGAAAAUUGGAGUGGGCUCUUAAAUUCCUACAAAUACAAUGAAACUUAUAGGGAUGGUUCAUAUACAAUAGGGAUACCAGGUAAUGACACAAUCUACUUAACUAAAGCUAGCAAUGAAGUAAUUGAUCUCCGUGGAGUAGUGUUUGGAUGUAGUGAACAAAAUUACUUACAUGAUGCUAAUUUUGGUAUUCGGUAUUAUUGGCCUUGGACCAGGGUUGUUAUCGUUAAUUUCUCAAUUGAAAACCUCAAUAGAACCUUUCCUAGAUCAUCAUCAAUUAUGAAUAAGUUGAGACUUGGAGUGGAAGCAAAAAUUUAUGGGACAGAAGUUGUUUCAACCCGACUUGUGCCUGACGAUCCUUUUGAACACUACUGCAUCAAGCUUGAAGUUCUUACAAUCUUACACACAAGCUUUUACAAUGAUCUCAAAGCUCUUGUAGAAAAUGUGAUUCAUGAUAGCCCAGUACUAAAUCCACCGGAACAAUAUAAUUUGUGCUAUGAUGUAGAAUCCAUAAACCUUGACGACAUUCCAGAAAUGAUUUUCCAUUUUACCAGUGCAGACCUUCGUCUAACAUAUGAAGAUGCAUUUACAACGUAUGAAGAUAGUUUGAUUUGUAUGAAAAUAGUCCCAAAUGAUCAUCUUUCCAUUCUCAGGAGUUUGGCACAAGUGGACUUCCAAGUGGAAAUUGACCUCCAAAAUAGUCAAGUCUCCUUCGCUGAAGCAAAUUGCAGCGCAUUUUGA